AUGUCAUCCUCCCUCAUCCGCCCGUGCCUCCGGGCGGCCGCCCCCUCAACUUUCGGCACCGGCCUCCGCGCCCUCUCAACCACUGCCUCGCAGUCCUACCACCAACCCCGCGUCCCCUCCUCCUCGAUCCCGAUUCCCAACGUCUCCGGCCGCGUCCCUCUCGACCCGCGCGUCGUCCCGUCCCACGUAGCCGAAAACUUCCCCAAGAUCGAGAUCCCCUCGUACCCGUACGGUCCUCGGCGCGUCUACCACCAAUCCAACACGGGUCUUUACGGUUCCGCGCUGAUCCGCUUCGGCAACAACGUGUCCAAGCGCAACGAGAUCAAGACGCGGCGCAAGUGGCGGCCCAACGUGCAGCAGAAGCGUCUCUGGUCGAAAUCGCUGGGCGUGUUCGUGCGCACGCGCGUCACCACUAGGGUGCUCCGCACGAUUGACAAAGUCGGUGGUUUGGACGAGUACCUCCUCGGCCACAAGGCCGCGCGCGUCAAGGAGCUUGGGCCGUGGGGAUGGAUGCUCAGGUGGAGGAUCAUGCAGACGCCUGCGGUGAGGGAGCGGUUUGCGAAGGAGAGGGAGAUGCUUGGAUUGCCAGCCACUAAGGAGGGCGAGAAGAGUCUGGAGGAGCAGCUGAGGGAGUUUAAGCUUGCGGGGUUUGCGUUCGAGGAGGGUAAGGAGCCAAAGACCAAGGGGGAACUGCAGGGGCAGGCGGAUAGGAUUAUUAACGACGAGAAGGCCGAGUUGGAGAUUGGCCAGGAGGAGGAUCUGUUUGUGAAGGAGGAGCCGAAGCCGAAGAUUGCGGCUUAG
Sordaria macrospora k-hell is the source of this 801-nucleotide messenger RNA. RefSeq names its product mitochondrial 54S ribosomal protein bL28m. Gene Ontology annotation, cellular component: mitochondrial large ribosomal subunit. The record is from RefSeq and is a predicted model, not a curated record. Gene Ontology annotation, molecular function: structural constituent of ribosome. Lineage: Eukaryota; Fungi; Ascomycota; Sordariomycetes; Sordariales; Sordariaceae.